AUGAGAGAAUCAAACUUCUCCUUUCCCUCACAAAACCGUGCAUCGGUUUGCAUUACUUCCGCUCUCUAUGACCGCAGAGCUCUCGACUGUACGGCCAUCUUACCUUUAAUCAACUCUCUCACACAUCUCACCUAUUUGACGAGUACUUCACCUCGCAUCCGAGAGAUUCUCACGAUGGACGGUGGACUAGAACGCUUGGUUCGCAUACUUAAAACUACCAAGGUGAACGACAAAAGAAGUGGUUGGAAGUGGUCAAUGGCAUUUCAGUGUGUUGCUAACGUUGGCGUGCGUGGUUCGGAAACAAUAAGAACAAGAGUAGUGGACGCUGGUAUGGUACCAGUCAUUAUAACUGUAUUGGACAAUUUUUUAAGGGCCCUUGAUCAUGUUAGGUUGGAAAAAGAGCAGCAACAGUUGCUUGCCGCUCAACUUCUUACAUCUCAACAUCCACCGCUGAUUUCGACAACUUCACCUUCUGCCAUUCCCCUCGCCUCUACUUUCGUCGGUACUUUAGAAAGUGGUAACGUGUCAAAUGUUAUUCAGAUGUCCGAUGAAUCUGAGCAACCCUUAACAUCCUACCCUCGUUCACCUAAUUCAACAUCACCCAUUUUCGCUUCUUCCGAAUUUCAAAAUGACACAUCAGACAUUUCGCAUGCUGGUUCAUCAAAUAUGCAAUCUGUGAUUUCGAAUUCGAAUUCAGCUACCACUUCUACUAAUAGAUUCUUGACAGCACCAUAUGAUAUAAGAUCGUCUGAUGACGCAAGGUCAGAUGUGGCGUCCUGGGGUUCAGUUGCCGAUAACGAAGAGACGGCUCUGACAACCACGUUGACACAACUACCGCCAACAAUUACCGGUACGACUGGUACCAAUAAUCAGAGGACAUCCAAUAAUAAUAAUGCGGCUGCCGUAUCAACAAAUUCAACAUUUGAAAUCGACGUUCUUUACCGUGAAGAAGAGAUCCUCUUGUCCCUUCAACUCCUAGCUUACCUCUCGAAAUAUCCUCACUUGCGCGCUACAUUCCAUAACGCUUAUCCACCUCACAACGUAUUUUCCCUUGUAGAAAAAUUCACCCACCGCCUUCACCCUCCUGAAAUUCAAUAUUGGGCCGGAGUUAUCAUGCGUAAUGCUUGUCGGAAGGAUGAAGAUCGUGGCGGCAUUCGUCAGUGCGCUUAUAUGGCUUGCGGAAAAUGGGAAAGCUAUCCUAGAGAAUUUGCGAAGUGUAGGAGGUGUCGCAAGGCCAAGUAUUGCUCUAAGGCCUGUCAGUCAAAAGCUUGGAGCGAAGGACAUCGAUGGUGGUGUAUGGAGCGUCAUGGCCACGGGGAAUCCGAUGGUACGACACCCAAUGGGCAGGCAAUUUCUGCUGCUUCCAUGUCCUCAGGAUUAAAUGGACACCGCUCCAGAGCGAAUUUGGUGCAUUCCACUGAUAACAUGGCUCGUUCAACGAACCGCGAAACGACACCAUCAACGACAACUGGCACGACACCUCAUAGUCGUGGAUCAGGAUCGGGAUCCGUUUUAGUGUCGUAA
Messenger RNA from Acaulospora colombiana, 1524 nucleotides. Lineage: Eukaryota; Fungi; Glomeromycota; Glomeromycetes; Diversisporales; Acaulosporaceae. The record is from the annotation of a GenBank genome assembly.